UAGAGGAGAUAAGGAGGAAGAGAGGAGUUAAGGAGGACUAGUAGAGAGAAGCAGGAAAAGCCAAAAUGAAGCCUAAGUGCUUCCAAAAAAAUGAUCGAGGAUCAGGAGCUUGGAGGAAAAUGAAAAGGAGUCGUGAGGAUGAUAAGGAAAAAUCAGAUGAGAGAAGGAUGAGCAAAAAAGCUAAAAAAUCUGAGAAGAGCUUUGAAAAGAAUAAAAACAUGGGAGAAGAGAGCAGGAAGGAGAUCAAAGAGCAGGAAGAAAAGAAGAAGUUUCAGCAGAAAAGAUCUAGGAGCCCAGAGAGCAGCACAGGAGAAGGAAGCAGCAGAAAGAAGAGACCCUGUGUUCCAGCCACAAGACCUGCCUCAAUUAACAUCGACUGCUUCAGAUUCCACUCUGAGCUUGGACGAGGGGCCUUUGCCAAGGUCAUGAUGGCUACUUGGACCAGCAGGAAACAACGUGUAGCCAUGAAGGUCUCAGAGAAGACACCAGAGACUGAGAUGGAAGUCCGCGUGCUAAAGGUUGCUAAGGGCAGCCCCUUCCUAUGUCACGCCUAUGGGGCCUUUCAAUCAAAGAGCCAUGCCUAUAUCGUCCUGGAGUACAUCAGAGGGGGUACACUUAUGGCUGCGAUGAGGAAGACAGGACACCUGAAGGAAGACACCAUCGCGUUCUACGCAGCAGAGAUGAUUUGCGGCCUGCAGUUCCUUCAUUCCAACGGGAUCAUCCAUCUUGACCUGAAACCAGCUAACAUCCUGCUAGACGGAGAAAGCCACAUAAAAAUAGCUGACUUUGGUCUGGCAAUGGACAACAUGGUCGGGAACAACACCACCACAGGCCUGGUUGGAACAUUCAGAUAUAUGGCACCAGAGGUGAUCCAAGGAGAGGAGUACGGCGCAGCAGCAGAUUGGUGGUCUUUGGGUAUCAUCAUCUACCAAAUGGCCACCUCCACAUUCCCAUUUUCUACCACAGAUGGGAAACAACUGUCAGCACUCAAGGAUGAGCCCUUUUAUCCCAGAUGGCUCAGUAAAGAACUAGUGGAUCUCCUGCAAGCACUAUUGAAGAAAGACCAGCAUCUUCGCCUUGGCACAACCGGGAACAUCAGGAAGCACCCUUUCUUCCAUCAUAUUGACUGGGUGAAACUGGAAAAUCGCCAAGUACAACCACCUUUCCAGCUAGCAGUGCGAUCAGUUGAGGACUUCUGUGACUCCGAUGGAGACUCUCCAUUUUUUUCAAGGAAUAAGAUCAGGAAUGGUGGUAACAGAGUCCUAGAGGAUUUCUCCUUCCUGGAUCCCAGCCUCCAGGAGUAGGUGCCAUGUGACAUCCAAGGCCUUCAACUACAGUCAUCUGCCCCAGUUCCGCUGCUGCGUAGAAACCAACCAUCAUCAUCUGCUGCAACUGUCUAAAAUUAACACCAAAGUCUUUUCUGCUGAAUUCCAAGGAGGUGACCGAUACAUUAUAUAGAUCAGGAUUAGUAAAUAUAUUUUACAUUUUAUUGGGUAUUGGGGGGGAUGUAAUUUAUUAUUACUUGAUUUAAUUCAGUUGGUAUGUAGAAGUAUAUAUAUAAAAUACAUUUUAUGAAUUGGGUAUUGGGGGGAUGUAAUUUAUUAUUAGUUGAUUUAAUUCAGUAGGUAUGUAGAAGUAUAUAUAUAUAUAAUACAUUUUAUGAAUUGGGUAUUGGGGGGGACGUAAUUUAUUAUUACUUGAUUUAAUUCAGUGGGUAUGUAGAGUGUAUGUUAGAGUUAGUCUAGGAUGUUUUUCUCCCUUAACAGGUAAUUAAAAAGAAGAUAAGGUAAGAGACAGCAGUGAAUGCUAAUAUUGUAUUUAACCACCCUAAUAUUUAUAACAAUCUUUUCCACACUAGGCACACUUGCUGUUCAUAAAGCAAAAAUUAAUAGUUAAUAAGGUUAAUAGGCAUAAAUAAAAUGAAAAAUGUCCAUAUUAUUAUUCAUUUACAGAUAUUUCUAAACUUCAUGGAUACUAGCUCCCAUUCUAAGUUGCUGUGCCAGUGACUAUAUGGUUAAUUGACUAUGCAUAUGGCUUCAUCAAUAGACUCCCCUCUGCACAGUUCUCUCCGCACCUCCAUUAUAUUUUAAAGCUUUGCAACAGCAAGGUCAGCUUCUAGGUCCCCCAGUGAUGACAUAUAGUGGUCAUGUCAGCAAUCUGAUAUAGAGCCCAAUCCAAUAUAGAACCCCUGACUCGAGGAAAGAGAGUCAAUAAACCAGGUUUAUGUCAUAUCCCUGAUAGAACCUUGAUAUUCAGCUUCCCCAGCUUUAAAUCUAAAGGAAAGUAUAAAUAAAAAUAGAAAGAAAUGUUAAAAAAUAAAUAUAAAUUGUACAAUCUGUCAGAAUUACCAGCAAUUCCAUUCAGACACCCCUAUUGUUAUGCACCUACCAAAUUAUGACUCAAAUUCACCCAGCAAGGCCUCCCCAUUAAACCAAGUCUUCCCCAGGAACUGCCUCAAAGCACAACACUCUGUCCCUACUUAGCAAACGUAUUCCACUGCCUGUCAAUUUUUAAAAAAAAUUCAUUAAUUCAGUAAAACAAGCAUUAUAUCAUUAUCAUUUAUUUACAUAGCGCCAACAAGUUAUGCAGUGCUUUACAUUAGAUAACUAACAGGGAACAAAUAGUAAAUAACAAACUAAAGAGUUAGGAUACAAUGACACAUAGGAAUUUUAGAAACAAAUUUGUGAUCUAUAAUAUGACUGACUAAUUAAGAUACAUUGAAUAAGCUUCCCUAAGCAGGUGGAUCUUUAGGGAGCAUCUGGAAGGAAGGAGGGAGACAACUGGAGGCAGAGAGAGUUCCAGACAAAAGAAAAAGCCAGAGAAAAGUCUUCCAGACGAGAAAGAUGAACGAAUCAAGCAACACAAGAAACAGAUUGCAGUAGUCAUUAUACAUUGUUUAAAAUGCUUAAUUUUACAAUAAAGUUAAAACCCCUAACAAGUUAAACACUGUGUCUUGUUGCCUUACUAAUACACCAUAAGGUAUUCCUAUACCCUCCAGGUUUAGUGUUGAUACCAAAGGGUUAUACUUUCAUAAGCUAGGUCUUGUAACAAGGGGGGACUUGGAGAGUUGUGGGAGAGGCGAUGGUUGGAAAGCUGUCAGAUUCAGUAUGAUAGAUUUGGGGCAAUUCAGAGAUUGGAGGAAGGGCUAUUUAGUGAAUUACUGCAUGUGGUAACUGAAGGUACCU
This is a messenger RNA of Xenopus laevis (African clawed frog), 3185 nucleotides long. Its product is annotated as protein kinase C delta type-like. NCBI's taxonomy places the organism in Eukaryota, Metazoa, Chordata, Amphibia, Anura, Pipidae. The transcript is spliced from 9 exons. The record is from RefSeq and is a predicted model, not a curated record. Bases 66 to 1304 code for a protein of 412 amino acids.